Molecule: messenger RNA, 2550 nt
Organism: Dermacentor silvarum
Lineage: Eukaryota; Metazoa; Arthropoda; Arachnida; Ixodida; Ixodidae
Exons: 9
Coding region: 174-1382 (402 amino acids)
Source: RefSeq, a predicted model, not a curated record
GUGUCGUUACCAGCGUUGUUGCAGCUGUAUGCGUCUCCGGUAAGCUCAUAUUCCACGAAGGUUAAUACGUUAUAUGAACAGGCUAAAGGUAUAUCUAGUACUUGACCACGAACGUACACGUGUGCAGGUUCCUGGAAGGGUACACGGUGGGCCUGUUCAUCCUGUUCGUCACUAUGCUGGUGCUGAACGUCCUCACCGUCGUUUACAUGCACGUAGAUAACCAAGCGCAAAAAACCAAAGGACCUGCCGAUGACAACGAAAACUUGGCACUCAGCAUGGACAAGGAAUCUGUCCUGUGGCACCCUCUGGUGUGUGUGCAUCGGUGCUCACCCCUCCUGGGUGGUAGCAGCAGGGCCCACCACUACCCGAAGGACGCCGUGUGCGACCUCUUAUACCUGCAGCUGCCCGCCGAUCUGUCGGUGGCGCAGGUCAGGACGGCGCCGUGCUACAAAGACUUCGUCAUGAUCGCCAGCGUCGCCACCGUCACGCGCUACGGUGUGCUCGUCGAUCGCAGCCAGAGCAACGCCAGCUACUGGCAGCUGAAGGGCGACGACGGGAUGGCCGCGUUUGUGGCGUUGUGGGGCGCGAGGAUCAAGAACCACGGAGUGGCCAACCUCGUCUUGAACACGUCGACCUCCACGGACGAGCUUCAGCUGUUCCUGCCCCUGAUUGAGCGGCUACGCGAGCUGCAGGCCCUGCUGAACGAGCUGACCGGCCAGCAGGUCGAGAGGCGGUACAUGAUGCUGGACGUGCGGACCUCGUACACCAACCCGACCGUGGACCUCGUGACACUGAGUAAACUGCUCCGCAUCGCCAUGGCAUUUCCAAUCGACUUGCUGCUGCUUCAAACGCACCUUCCGGCGGAUGGCACCAAGCCCUGCAUGGUGGUGGGCCCCACGACAAGCGUGCGAGCGGCAUCGAUGGACGCCGUGGACGUGCCCAUCAUGGGCGAGGCCGCAGUCAUGGCUUCGCGGGCCGAGCCGCCGGACUACGUGACCGUGCUUCUGUCGUUCAGUGCGCGUACCGUGUACUUCGACGUUCCGCAGUCGUGGAGCCUGGGCAUGCCCUGCGACAAGAUCGCGGAACCGAAGCAUUUAGGCAAGGUUUGCGUUGAUUGGGCAUCCGUUAUGAAGGCCGGCUGGGAGAUGGCCUGGUUCCUAACGAAAAGGACUCGAAAGUGGAACGUUGCCACGUUCGACUACAACACCACCGUCGGCCCAAAGAUGAAGCACGCCUACAAGCUCUACAGUGGCAAGCGGCUCGGAUGGGCCGUUGAUGACGUGGAGUUCGACUUGGACGCCAAAGAUUAUUGCCGCGAGGCAUUUUCACUCGUUCAGUUAGUAGCUCAAGGCAGGCCCGGGCGUACACCACAUCUGCCCUGAAGAGCGCUACGCGAACACGCCGAGUUUUUUUUUUUUUUACCACCCGGAACCGAGCGUGGUGCACUAUUAUAUAAGAAACUUGUGCGAUAGCUUUCAAUUGACGAACGUGUAUAUAAGGUGCAGUAUACGCGCUUCGCGUGAUUGGGAAUAAUUAAAGCGAAAGUGCGAAACCACGUGCGUGUAAUGUACAAGUGCGUAUGAGCCGUAUGCAUGAUAAUCUGAAAUGCACGAUAAUAGGCAUUAUUGUUAAUGACGGUAAUCUGCUUUACCCCAAUUCUGAGUUCCGCUUAAAUGAGUACCGAGACAUUUUUUUACUUGCAUUUUGUGUGUACUGGCAAGCCCUGAUGAAGGCAAGUUUCGUUGUCAAAAUGUUGUCUACACAGCGACAAUCCUUGUUCAUCACUGUCAAUCGUGGUAAACCUCAGGGUACAAUAAAUUAAAUACCUUUUCUACGAACAAGUUUGUUUCGUUUCUCAGGAGGCGUACGUGCCAUGACGUCAUAACGUACAUCGUGGUCACUAGGGAGCAGCACGUUCCGACCAUAAAAUCCAUAUCUAGGGACCUUAACCAUAGAGUUUCCGACAAUACGUACACUAUUGCAUGAAACACUAUGGUUGCGGCGCUUUGGCACUAGCUCCUGCUAGGACAUACCAUCUCGUCUGCUGUUAAUUCUCAGUGACGUAGAAAAAGUGAUAUCACGUGAUAGCUGCUAAGUCCGAAGUGGUGUCUGGCAAAGAACCCCAGGUGGCCCAAAUUUCCGGAGUCCCCCACUACGGCGUGCCUCAUAAUCAGAUCGUGGUUUUGGCACGUAAAACCCCAUAAUUUAAUUUUUUUUGCAACUCCAGUGGUUCAUGCAGACGUCGUAUAUAUGUGACGUCUUGGCUGCAAAACCUAGCGCAUACCUCCCAAUCUGGCAGCAAAGGCUUUUAGCGUGCGAGUAACCUGGCGGAAUCGCCGCGUUACGGUGGCUAGAAGGGGACCAUAGCUGCGUCGUCCACCGUCGUCGAAGCGUGUGCACGCGGCGACACUAUAUGACAAUGAACGUGAAAAGGCCAUUAGCGUAAAAAGUGAGCUAUCGUGAAAUUAACCUAGUAAACUAACUGGAAGUGUUCACACAUCUCUCGAUUUGUGUAUACUGAGGCACGAGCAAGUUCGCGCACCUCUGUCG